AUAAAUUUUCGCGGGAAAAUUCGCGAAACAAACGGCACCUUAGGGUUUUAUGUCGCAUCUGGGCGGUGCGCAAAACCCCUUUCCCUCCCUUUAGUUUGCGCUUUAAAGACCGAUCCCUUGGGCUCGAAUCAUCAAAAAGAGCCAUGGAAGGAGUGAUUUUGGGCAUGCCGGGACCAUGGGCUGACGACAACCAUGAAUCUUCCGGUCACUGCACCACGAAAAUCGGUGGACUACCCGAUUGGCCUCUUCCAAGACAAAGCAUAAGGGAUGAGCUUCUAAAAUGUAGCGUAUGCAGUGGCCAUCUUUCACUUGUUGCUCAGGUGUACGCGCCAAUUGGAAGCAGCGAUCUGAAUUUUGAUGAGCGUGUACUCUUUGUGUUGGCCUGUUCAUCGCCAAAUUGCGGGAGCAACCCACUGAGUUGGCGAACUCUUCGUGUUCAAAAGACCAACUCUGAGACUGGGACUACAAAGACGGUCAGCAACAGUCGAGCCUCAGCAUCGACCAACAGUGACCAGCUAGGGGAGGAUACAUGGAGCUUUGAUGGUGAUGAUGAUGAUGAUGGAUGUGAUGGUUUGAAUUUGAGUAUGGCUGAGUUAGGCAAGGCGCUAGCAGAAGCGGCCGCUGUAGCUUCUCGUGGGGAGAGAAGGAGAGAUGCCAAGGAUCGUGACGAACUCCAUGAGAAGCCGGGAAAGAGAGUGACUGAUCCCUGCCUUCGGGUGAUGCCUUGCUUCUAUAUCUAUAUUGAGAAAGAGUCAACCUUGCAGAAUGUCAGUUGUAUUUCUGCUGCAUGUUCCAUUUCUACGAAGGGAAGUGGGCAUUUUGAUUCUGCUGAAGACAAGGAUUCAUGGGAGGCAGAGGAUUAUGAAUAUGAUAGAGCCUUGGAUGUUGAUAGGACAUAUAUGAAAUUCAAGAAGCGGUUGGAUCUCUAUCCAGAGCAAUGCUUGAGGUACUCUUGUGGUGGAAAGCCUCUAUUGGCUUCAGAUCAAUUGCAAGAACCUGGCUGUUGUUCUCUUUGUGGUGGGUCUCGGCAUUAUGAAAUGCAGCUAAUGCCACCUCUUCUGUAUUUUCUGAAAGAAGGCAGUGAGGCUUCUGGGGCUGUGUGCCCAACAGAAUACUGGAACUGGAUGACUGUAAUCGUCUAUACGUGUUCAAAGAGUUGCUUCCAGCAUGCUCAUCUGGUAGACCAUGAAGAUGAACAGUGGAUUGUGGUGGAGGAGGCUACGUUGAUACAGUAUGAAGGCUCAUUACAGGGUUCUGCUCGAUUGGUUGGCCUUACGUAAGAAUGUGUGAGGCAGAGAGCUUAUUUGUAUAAAUUUGUGAUCAUAAUUCUAAUGACUUAAUUUUUUAUAAGAAAUUUUUUCCAAGGGA
Nymphaea colorata (pocket water lily) is the source of this 1368-nucleotide messenger RNA. RefSeq lists its product as uncharacterized. Gene Ontology annotation, cellular component: cytoplasm. NCBI's taxonomy places the organism in Eukaryota, Viridiplantae, Streptophyta, Magnoliopsida, Nymphaeales, Nymphaeaceae. The record is from RefSeq and is a predicted model, not a curated record. The coding region runs from base 144 to 1280 and encodes 378 amino acids. The transcript is spliced from 7 exons.